Rattus norvegicus (Norway rat) is the source of this 2987-nucleotide messenger RNA. NCBI's taxonomy places the organism in Eukaryota, Metazoa, Chordata, Mammalia, Rodentia, Muridae. The record is from RefSeq and is a predicted model, not a curated record.
CAGAGGCGGGACUUCCGUUGGCUCUUGGGGUACUUCCGGCUCAGGGGAGGAUAUAGUGGCCCGCAGCGUCAGGGAACUAGCAGAGCGAGGUUGUUAUCCGCGCUCGCGGCAACGAUGCUGGGGGGCGGCUCCGUGGAUGGCGAGCGCGACACGGACGACGACGCGGCGGGGGCGGUGGCCGCGCCUCCUGCCAUCGACUUCCCCGCAGAGGUGUCGGACCCCAAGUAUGAUGAGUCCGAUGUCCCAGCAGAGCUCCAAGUGUUCAAAGAGCCCUUGCAGCAGCCCACGUUCCCUUUCUUAGUGGCAAACCAGCUGCUGCUGGUCUCCUUGCUGGAACACUUGAGCCAUGUGCACGAGCCGAACCCACUUCACUCAAAACAGGUCUUUAAAUUACUGUGCCAGACUUUUAUCAAGAUGGGGCUGCUCUCUUCCUUUACCUGCAGCGAUGAGUUCAGCUCCCUGAGACUCCACCACAACAGAGCCAUCACUCAUUUAAUGAGGUCUGCCAAGGAGAGAGUCCGUCAGGAUCCUUGUCAAGAUAAUUCUUACAUGCAGAAAAUCAGAUCCAGGGAGAUAGCUCUCGAAGCACAGACUUCACGCUACUUAAAUGAAUUUGAAGAGCUCGCCAUCUUAGGAAAAGGCGGAUAUGGAAGAGUUUACAAGGUCCGGAACAAAUUAGAUGGUCAGCAUUAUGCAAUUAAGAAAAUCCUGAUUAAGAGUGCAACUAAAACGGAUUGUAUGAAGGUGCUACGGGAAGUGAAGGUUCUGGCAGGCCUCCAGCACCCCAAUAUCGUUGGCUACCACACUGCAUGGAUAGAGCACGUUCACGUGCUUCAGCCACAAGACAGAGUUCCCAUUCAACUGCCCUCUCUUGAAGUGUUGUCAGAGCAUGAAGGGGACAGAAAUCAAGGUGGUGUUAAAGAUAAUGAAAGCAGUUCGUCCAUUAUCUUUGCUGAACUCACCCCAGAAAAAGAAAACCCUUUAGCGGAAUCUGAUGUUAAGAAUGAGAAUAACAACUUGGUGAGCUACAGGGCCAACUUAGUGAUCAGGAGCAGCAGUGAAAGCGAAUCGUCCAUUGAGCUCCAAGAAGAUGGCUUGAACGAGUCGCCUCUCAGACCAGUUGUCAAGCACCAGCUGCCGCUGGGGCAUAGCUCAGACGUGGAAGGGAAUUUUACCUCCACGGAUGAGUCUUCUGAAGACAAUUUGAACCUGCUGGGGCAGACAGAGGCGCGGUACCACCUGAUGCUGCACAUCCAGAUGCAGCUGUGUGAGCUCUCCCUGUGGGACUGGAUAGCUGAGAGGAACAAUCGGAGCCGGGAGUGCGUGGAUGAAGCAGCUUGUCCCUAUGUUAUGGCCAGUGUUGCAACAAAGAUUUUUCAAGAACUGGUGGAAGGUGUCUUUUACAUACAUAACAUGGGCAUCGUCCACAGAGAUCUGAAGGUGUAUUCUGAGAGUAAGAUGUCAGUCUUCUUCCCUCCACACAAGAUGUGUUCCAGCCAGCCCUUCAUCUGUGUGCCUAGAAAUAUUUUUCUUCAUGGUCCUGAUCAACAAGUGAAAAUAGGAGACUUUGGUCUGGCCUGUGCAGACAUCAUUCAGAAGAGCGCAGAUUGGACCAACAGAAACGGGAAAGGAACGCCGACACACACGUCCCGAGUGGGGACUUGUCUCUACGCGUCACCUGAGCAGUUGGAAGGAUCCGAGUAUGAUGCCAAGUCUGAUAUGUACAGCUUGGGUGUGAUCCUGCUCGAGCUCUUCCAGCCAUUCGGGACAGAAAUGGAGCGAGCAACAGUCCUAACAGGUGUGAGGACUGGUCGGAUACCAGAGUCCCUCAGUAAAAGGUGUCCAGUGCAAGCCAAGUAUAUCCAGCUCCUGACUGGGAGGAACGCGGCCCAGAGACCAUCUGCUCUUCAGCUACUGCAGAGCGAACUGUUCCAAACAACGGGAAAUGUUAAUCUCACAUUGCAGAUGAAGAUAAUGGAGCAAGAAAAGGAAAUUGAAGAAUUAAAGAAGCAACUAAGCCUCCUUUCGCAGGACAAAGGGCUGAAGAGAUGAGAGGGAAAUGGGGGCCUACCUGUGUAGCCUGAAUUAUGCUCUCAACCAUGUGAAAGUGGACUUGCAUUCUUAAAAGUCACCAGGGAUGUAAAUUUUCAACCCUUAGCUGAGGACGGGUGUGACUCCCAAUUGUACUGAGCAAAGCUGUGUAAAGAGGUGAAAGGACGGGGCUGGGGAUUUAGCUCAGUGGUAGAGCGCUUACCUAGGAAGCGCAAGGCCCUGGGUUCGGUCCCCAGCUCCGGAAAAAAAGAACCAAAAAAAAAAAAAAAAAAAAGAGGUGAAAGGACCCCAGCUUCCUUUUCCUCAAGAAACCCUUCCAUGACAAGACUGGAUCAAUCAAUCCACUUUCUCCCACCUCCAUAUUUUGAUUCCCAAAUUUCCUAUCGCCCAGUCCUGAUCUUAUGGUGAGGUACCAUUCUUUUUAAGCUCUGCCUGUUGACUGACCAUCCUGUCUUCUCGAAGGCUGUACUACAGAAAUCAGUGUCCCCUUUCCCCACAACUGCUUGCCUCCAGGAUGUAUGCCAGCCUGGCUGCUGUUGCUGUGACCCUGGCCCUUUCAUACUGCUGCCAUGGCCAGUUACCAAAAGACGCCUGAUCACUCCUUGGCUCGAAACUUCUGUGGGCUGUGCAGUGCCGGGAAGGUCAGACUUGAGCUCCUUGGCAGUGUGCUCUCCCCAGCCCUUCUGUUCUCUUCCCACUUGGCAUCAUCAGGCAGCUUGCCCUCAAGUGAUCUCAGCAGCUGAGAUGUCUUCUACCUUUAUCUUGUGUAGUCUCCCAUGACCCAUGUUCUUCUUAAAGCCUCAAUUCCCCAAACUACCUGGAAUUCUCAGACAGCAGUCUCUGAUGCUAUAAAGUGCCUGCCCCUUGCUGGCCAUCAUUUCAGUGCACUGCACUUGGUUUUACUGACUUUAAAAUAAAAUAAAACAAAACCCAUA